UCAUCCCAGGCAAUGACUUCGGCUUGCCGUUCCGAACAGGAGUCCUGGGCUUGAUGCCGGUGCAGUGACCAGUGAGUGAGAACCAUGCCGAAUGUCAGCGUGAAGAGAGACCUUCUGUACCAGGCCCUGGGUAGAACAUACACUGAUGAAGAAUUUGAUGAGCUAUGCUUUGAGUUUGGCCUGGAGUUGGAUGAGAUUACCACAGAGAAAGAAAUUAUAAGCAAGGAAAAAGGUGAUGGAAAGGCGGAUGGUGCAUCAGAUGUUGUUCUUUUUAAGAUAGAUGUGCCUGCUAAUCGCUAUGACCUCCUCUGUCUGGAGGGACUGGUGCGUGGCCUGCAGGUCUUUAAAGAAAGGAUAGAUGCACCUAGAUACAAGUGUAUUGUACCUGCUAAUGGAGAGCUACAGCGACUACUCAUCACAGAAGAGACUGCAGCAGUGCGCCCUCAUGCAGUGGCUGCUGUUCUCCGGAACAUAACAUUCACACCAGAAAGUUAUGAGAGCUUCAUUGAAUUGCAAGAGAAACUUCAUCAGAACAUCUGCAGAAAAAGGGCACUUGUGGCCAUCGGUACUCAUGACCUGGAUACCAUCUCUGGGCCCUUUACUUACACAGCCAAGCCACCUUCAGAAAUUAAAUUUAAGCCCUUAAACCAAAGCAAGGAGUACACUGCCCCAGAGCUCAUGGAGCUGUACAGGGGGGACAGUCAUCUCAAACACUUCCUACACAUUAUUGAGGAUAAACCGGUGUAUCCUAUCAUCUACGACAGUAAUGGUGUAGUGUUGUCUAUGCCACCAAUUAUCAAUGGCGAUCAUACAAAAAUCACUUUGAAUACUCAUAAUGUAUUCAUAGAAUGCACUGCAACUGAUCUGACAAAGGCUAAAAUUGUCCUGGAUAUUAUUGUCACAAUGUUCAGUGAAUAUUGUGAGGAACCUUUCACUGUUGAGGCUGCUGAGGUCAUUUACCCUGAUGGAAAGUGCUAUACUUACCCGGAACUGGCAUACAGAAAAGAGACGCUACUUGCUGAAAAAAUGAACAGCAAAAUUGGUAUCAGUGAGACACCAUCUAGCCUGGCCAAGUUGCUCACACGGAUGUGCCUGAAGUCUUGUGUGUUGGAAGAUGGAAAUAUAAUUGAAAUUGAGAUACCCCCGACACGAGCAGAUAUUAUUCACGCCUGUGACAUUGUGGAGGAUGCUGCAGUUGCUUUUGGCUUUAAUAACAUUAAAAUGACCAUUCCUAAGACAUACACCAUAGCAAACCAGUUGCCGCUGAAUAAGCUCACUGAAUUGCUUCGUCAGGACCUGGCUGCAGCUGGAUUCACAGAAGCCCUAACAUUUGCACUGUGUUCUGUGGAGGAUAUAGCGGAAAAACUUGGUGUGCCAGUUUCAUCCACAAAUGCCGUGCACAUUGCGAAUCCCAAAACUGCAGAAUUCCAGGUGGCUCGGACAACUUUACUGCCUGGUCUGCUGAAAACUAUUGCUGCUAACCGCAAAAUGCCUCUUCCACUGAAACUGUUUGAAAUCUCAGAUGUGGUAGUAAAAGAUGCCUCCACAGAUGUGGGAGCAAGAAAUCAUCGUCACCUCUGUGCCGUUUAUUACAACAAGAACCCUGGCUUUGAAGUUAUCCACGGCCUUUUGGACAGGAUCAUGCAGCUCCUAGCAGUGAGUCCUAGUGGCUAUCAGAUCAAAGCAGCACAUGAUCCUGCUUUCUUUCCUGGCCGCUGUGCUGAGAUCUUGGCAAAUGGGUGCACAAUUGGGAAACUCGGUGUCCUUCAUCCUGAUGUUAUUACAAAGUUUGACCUUACCCUGCCCUGCUCCGCACUAGAAAUCAAUGUGGAAACGUUUUUGUGAGAAUACCUGCAGCUCAAGACAUCAGAAUCUGUUUCCUACACAGCUACAUUUAUUUAAAAUAAUGUUACUGAUCUUUGUAUCAUUGUAAAGUUCAUUUAGGUCAACAUGAGCUGGAUGUGCAUUGCUAACUCUUUAAAUAUCUGAUUAAAGGGACAUUAAAGUCAUUUUUAUAUAUAUGCAUAGUAUAUAUCUGCAAUGAUGUAGUGUAUUGCAAAAGGUCUGCAUACAAAAUGAGUUUAUACACAUUUAAACUGUUAUGUAGUUAAUGAAAUUCACUUUUUGUUCUUUUAAAGGGACAGUAAACACUUUGAGAUUUUAAUAUAAAAUGUUUGUCUAGUGAAAUAGAUUUGCAGUAUAUUUGUAAUAUUUAUUUUUCCGCCUUUUCCUGUAAUUUAAGUCCAAAUAUGAGUUUUCUAAUUCUGACAACUGGAAAGGCACAUGGCAGACUGCAAAAGCCUUACUCUGCAAUAAAUCUGUUCCUAAUUAGAUUAUCAGAAAAGAAACUGUAGAACAAUGGCUUUUUUGUUACCAUAGUGACCAUGGCUAGCCUUGUCUGCUCUGCUAACAAGUCCGUAUUGGCUCCUUCACAUAGGGCAAGAGUUGGAUGGGGGUUUACUAUUAAAACACAUUUCAACCAAACAAGGUCUUAAUGCAAACAUUUUCAUACCCACCCUCUGUUAAUUUAUUGAAAUACUGCAGUAAAACAACGUAAAAUUACUAAGUGUUUAUUGUCCUUUUUAAAGGGACAUGAAACCCAAAAAUGUACAAAGCAUAGAAUGUUACACGACUUUCCAAUUUACUUCCAUUAUCUAAUUUGCUUUCUUUUGGUAUCCUUUGUUGUAAAGCAUACCCAAGUAGGCUCAUGAGCUAGGAGGCUAGCUGCUGAUUGGUGGCUGCAUGCAUAUGUCUCAUCAUUGGCUUACUGAUGUGUUCAGCUAGAUCAUAGAAGUGCAAGAAGCAGAAUUGAUAGUAGAAGUAAAUUCCGAUUAUCCUAAUAUUUUGAAGGUAUAAUCUAGAUUUUAUUAAAGACACAGAGACGAGUAUUUUUGCAUUCUCUUUCUUUACUACUCAAUGCAGCUUUUAAAAGUAACAGAAUGACAUAAACAAACAUAUUAAAACAGCAUAGAAAACAGAUAACCACAAUAAGUAGCUAGAGAUAGAGCUAACUUAUAACUCCAAGAAAAAAGUGACCAAUCAGAGAAGGAAUAGUGACCAUAAACUGUCCAAUAAGCAGCCAGACUUCCUCUUUCUUGACUGAUGCUCACCAAUGGAAAAAAUUUUAGAACUAGCAACAGUCCAAAAAGUCCCAAACAGAACAAAACAUAUGCAUAACAGUUGAAAGUUUGAUUGAAGAGAAACUUGUGAGAUAAGAACUUGAUUGCAGAAGAUGACUUGGAUCUAAGGGUACUUGCAAGGUGAAAAUCCUCUUGAACAGAAGGUACAAAUCCCGAUUUAAGGAAAGGAUUUCCUUCAGAUGGAAACUGUCGAAAUAAGAAAAAAUAAGUAAUAAUAACAAUAUAAAAAUUCUUAAAGGGAGGGUAUCAAACAUAAUUGAGGUGGGAAAAUACUCGUCUCUGUGUCUUUAAUAAAAUCUAGAUUAUACCUUCAAAAUAUUAGGAUAAUCGGAAUUUUAUUACAAGACCAGAGACUCCUAUUUUUGCAAGUUUAAAGCACAUUAAUCAUAGCAUAAACCAUUUAAGAAAAUAAGUUAAGUGAGGCAUGUUGAAUGGGUCUGAAAUAAAAUUGUUUAAAAGUAGAGUCUGAAGACCAAUCUGCCGCAUCCAAAAUCCGCUGAAGCUGAGCAGACUUCAAAAAGGCUUUAGAAGCAGCAGAACCUCUAACUGAAUGGGCUGAGAAAGAAAUAUCGAUCCCAGCUUCUUUCAUGACCCAUUUAACCCAUCUCGCUAUGGAAGUAGAGGAUACGGCAGCAUGAGGGGGAAUAAAGGAAAUUAAAAGUUGGUUAUUAUAAGGUUUUCUAAAAGGUAAAGUUCUGGAUUCAUAAGAUUUCAAACAUUCAACCACACAAAGGGAAGGUUCAGAAGGAAGGUAAGGGUAAAAGAUAGAUGUGGAAAGGGUUUUAGUUCUUCGUGAAAUGAAAAAGGUAACACCCUCCGGAGAGAAGCGUUUAGAAUUCCAAUCUAGGGCUUUAACGUCAGAAACUCUUCUGAAAGAAAUUAGGCAAAGAAGAGUGGCGAGUUUAGCUGUGAGUUGUUUAAAAGAUAAUGAGGCAUUAUGUGGCCAAGACUUAAAAAGGGAAAAAAUUAAAUCCACAUCCCAGAAAAAUUCAUGUUUAGGAACUGGAGGUCGUUUUAGUCUCAUGGCUUUGAGGAUCCUACAAACUAAAGGAUGUUUACCUACAGAAACAUUAUUAAUCAAAUUAUGUCUAGCAGAAAUAGCUGAGCGAUGGACAUUGAUAGUUCUAUAUGCUAAACCUAAAUCAAAAAGGUGUGAUAAAUAAUUAAUAAUGUCAGAUAAAUCUGAAGAAAUGGGAUCCAGAUUCCUUUGCAAGCACCAGCUAGACCAUUUAGACCAAGCGGUAGAGUAGCAUCUACGAGUGCCCGGGGCCCAAGAUUCCUGAAAGAGGGAUCUUGCUCCAGCCGAAAGGCCUCGGAGAGCCCAGGGUCCCCUGAGAUCGUCCAUGCUACCAGGAGAAGAGAACCUUGAAGGACUAGAUCGUGAUAAUUGCCCUCUGGAUCCGUAAGAAGAUGGGGAAGACAAGGAAGAAGAAUCGGGAGAUCGAUGGACAUUUCCAGAAGGGAUGGAUACCAUGACUGUGUCGGCCAAAGGGGGGUCACAAUCAUUAGACGAAGGAGAUCCCUGCGGACAAUUGAAAUUGUCCUCGGGAUCAUCGAGAAUGGAGGAAACGCGUAGACCCAUAGACGCGGGCCAUGGAUGGAGAAAAGCAUCUAUGGCAGCUGCUUCCGGGUCUGGGCGCCAGCUGAAAUAAGGAAGAAUCUGAAAAUUGGUCCUGGAUGCAAAAAGAUCCAAACAAAAGGGACCCCUGAGAGAUUGGAGAGAGAGAAAAAGACUCCUGUCCAAUUUCCAAUUGCUGAAAUCCGUCAAAUGACGAGAUCCCCAGUCCGCCAUUGAAUUCGCUUGUCCUGGAAUAUAUUCUGCUCUGACUGAAAUGUUCCCUGGACUUGGUGCCUCCCAAACGAUUGAGAUACUGCACCGCAGAUAUAUUGUCCAUGCGCAGUAAAAUAGAAACUGGAGAAGAAAACUUUGCAAAACUCUUGACUGCAAACGAGCCAGCCAAUAAUUCUAAACAAUUUAUGUGAAAGCGUUUUUCUUCCAGAGUCCAUUUGCCACCUGUGAUGGAAGGACCGCAACGAGCUCCCCAGCCUGAAAGGCUGGCAUCGGAUUCGAUGAUGAAAUCCGGAGUUUUGCCAAAAAUGGCUCUUCCGUUCCAGGCCUCUAAAUGCAAAAGCCACCAAGAAAGUUCUUCUUUCGCUUCUGGAGAUAUGGGAAUCAAAUGAGAGUAGGAAAAACCUUUUCUCAAAUGAAGGAUUUUCAAUCUUUGAAGUUCGCGAUAAUGAAGAGGGGCAGGAAAAAUAGCCUGAAUAGAGGAUGAAAGUAACCCUACUAUCCUGGCUAUAGUUCUGAUGGGGACUGAGUCUUUGGAUAAAGUUUUGGAAAUCUCUUUCUUUAUAUUCUUCACUUUGUCUAAUGGGAGACUCAAAGUGGAAAGGAUUGUAUCUAUCUUGAAACCUAAAAAGAUUAAAGAUUUGGUAGGAACCAGAACUGAUUUUUGUUUGUUUACUAUGAAACCUAGAGAUUCCAAAAGGGAGAUUGUUGAAAGCAGAUGAUUUUGGAGUGAGAGAAAAUUCUGGUCCAUAAUAAGAAUGUCGUCCAAAUAAAUAAUUAGACGGACACCUCGAAGUCUCAACCAAGCUAUUACAGGUUUGAGUAAUUUUGUGAAAAUCCAAGGAGCAGAGGAUAGGCCGAAAGGAAGACAGGUGAAAUUCCAAAACUGAUCUUCCCAACGGAAGGUUAAAAAUUUCCAGUGCUCUUGAGCGAUUGGUACGGUUAAAUAGGCGUCUGUGAGAUCUAAACGAACUAGCCAAUCGUUUUCCCUUAGACAUUCUCUUAAUAAAUGAAUGCCUUCCAUCUUGAAAUGAUGGUAAACAACGUAAGCAUUUAAAGAUUUUAGAUUUAUAACAGGUCUGAAUUGGUUGUUUUUCUUUUUGACAAGAAAAAGAUUGCUUAAAUAACAAUUUUGAGGAUGAUGGACCGGAAGAAUAGCUUUUUUGGAAAAAAGGGAAAAAAUUUCUUUUUGAACCAGAAUUUUGUCUUUUUGGGAAAAAUGAAUUGGUUGUGGAAAAUUUAUUUGAAUGGGAAGGGAAAUAAAUUCUAUGAAAAUUCCUGACACCGCUUGAAGAACCCAAGGGUCGGAAGUGAUUGAAGCCCAGUUUUGGGCAAACAAAGCAAUUCUGCCACCAAUUCUGUUUCGGGAAGAAGGAAUCUGAGAGGGAACCAAUAAUCUUACCUGGAGCUUGUCUUGAUCUUGAUCUACCCCUGAAGCCUCUUUGGUUCCAAGGGCGGCUCCUUGCUGGGAAGAAAGUUGUUGAGGUUGAAGGCUCUUGGAAACUUCUGUUGAAUUGAUACUGAUGUUGGGUAGAAUAAUAGGGUUGAUGGGACUGGUUAUAAUGAGACCUGGAUAGGAAUGGUUGACGGCCGGGAAAGCGGCCUCUGCCUCUCCCGGCCCUGUCAGAGAAACUCUAAUUAGGGUAAAAAAUCUUUUUAACAGAAGUUUUAACCUUAUUGAGAUUUGAAAAGGUGUUCACAUAUUGAUUGAGCUCUUUCAAAUAAGAGUCACCAAAUAACAACCCAUUGUCGUCCGGGGAUAUUUCAUUGGAAGCUAAAUCCGAUAUUUUUGGAUCGAUUUUUCGCAAUAUAUUUCGUCGUCUCUCUAGGGUCAUGGCAGCAUUUGUAUUACCUAUAAAACAUAGGAGCCGUUGGACCCAUUCUCUGACAACAUAUGGGUCCAGUGGGGCAUCUUCUGCAACACCCUGUUCUGAUAAUUCGAAUAACUUGGUCAGGGGACCUAUGGAGUCUAACAAUUUGUCCUGACAAAUCAUCCAGGAUCUAUCAAUUCCUUUUUUAACCUUGUAACCUGGGGCACCAAUGAACUUAAGGAUUUUAGGGUCAACCUCAGGGGUAAUUGAUGCAUUUUUAGGGAGUAAGGGGCGAGGGCAUUCCGCCCUCAUCUUAUUGCGAGUCUGCUUCUUUAAAGGUUUCCUGAGCUGGAAAUCGAUAAAUUUUGCCACCUCUAUAUUGGGGCACCAUUCCGCAGAGCGGGGAUGGUGAAGUUCAUCAGGAUUAAAUCUUGGUAUACCCAGACAAUCAGUGAAUUCUGUCUCCUCCUCAAUAUAUUCUUUUAAUUUUUUAUGCAUUUUCUUAUGCCUUUUAAUAGCAGGGGUAUAAUCUGAAUUUUCAGAUUCCACAUCUAUAGAAUCUGAGUUUAAAUCUGUAUAACUACCAUCCUCAGAGUUGUUAUCAUCAGAGGAUGAUUUUUCAACAUUAUUUACAUUUUCUUUAAAUAUUGUACUUGUGUUAGUAUCUCCCAUUUGGACACCCUUGGGAUUCAGGGUUCUUUUAGCAGCAGUUUUUGUUCCCGUGCUGCGAGGAAUUGCGGUGUCAGACAAAAGCUGACGAGAUUUUGUUAUAAGCUUUUUGCUGGCAAUUACAGAAAUUGAGGGAUUUUUUUCUCUUUAAAGAUUUUUUAGUUUCUUUAAUGCCCAUUAAUGAAGACAUUUUAUUGAAAAGAUUGUUCAUUGAAGAAUCAAUCAUAAUUUGAACAGUCUGUGCUGUUAAAGGAGGAGAACUUUCUGGGUUUUCAGACAUUUUUAUAAACUAAAAUUUUUUUAUUUAUAAUUUAAAUAAAACUUUUAUAAAGUUCCUUAAUAAAUUAAAAACACAAAAUUUUAAUAUAUUAGGUAAUACUUUGAACAAUAUAUGAAAAUACCAUUAAUUUAUAUGUUAAUAAUACUUAGAGUGUUUUAACAUAUAAUAAAACCGCUUAACAAUUAAAUAAAUAGCUUGUUAAUAAAAGUAUUACCACAAGAUGGCAAUGCAAGCAAAGAAAUGGUUUGCAAAAUAACUUGCUUUAGUCUGUGAGGGAAAAUGGCAACAAAUGUUGCCGGUCGUGAGGUGAGACUAACUCAGACUGACUGGGAAGGCAAAACACGUCAGACUGAGGGGGCGGGAAGGGAAAGUCCGGCCCACAAAAUGGCGACCGGAACAUUUAGUGACAGUGGGAAGAUGGAGGAGAGUGACUGACUGAAAAACACUUCAGCUAGAAAACGGAAAAACCGGAGGUAAUGGGGAGUUAUAUUAGCGAAAAGACAAAACCGGAGGGGAUGUGGGACGAAGUCAAACAGAUAAAAAUAGCAAAAGCCGAAAAACGGAGGCAAUUUUAAAACAUUUAAAACAUUUCCUAAAUACAGCAUAAACCAAACAGUGAAUUGGGGCAAACUUAUACAAACUAUGAGUGUUAGGAUUAAAUAAAUAAACGAAAAAAAUAUAAAAUAUAUUGAAAAGAAAUAAGAAACUGAAUAAAACUUUAAACUUUAUUAGAGAUAAAAUUUAUAAUACUUAUCUUGACUGAGCAGCAAAAAGAAAGAGGAAGUCUGGCUGCUUAUUGGACAGUUUAUGGUCACUAUUCCUUCUCUGAUUGGUCACUUUUUUCUUGGAGUUAUAAGUUAGCUCUAUCUAUAGCUACUUAUUGUGGUUAUCUGUUUAUGCUGUUUUAAUAUGUUUGUUUAUGUCAUUCUGUUACUUUUAAAAGCUGCAUUGAGUAGUAAAGAAAGAGAAUGCAAAAAUAGGAGUCUCUGGUCUUGUAAUAAAAUUGGUAAGUUGUUUAAAAUAAAAUGUUUUAUCUGAAUCUCAAAAGAAACUAUUUGGGUUUAAUUUCCCUUUAAGUAUGUUUAUCUUAUCAACUCUUCUGGGGAUGCAAACAGGGACAUAUAUGAAAGAACUCCUGCAUUGACCAACAAUCACACUUGCACAGCUAAAUUACAUGAAAAGCAGGCAAAAACUAAAAUGUCUCUCUAAAACAAAAUACUUUCCAUCUGGUUGUUAAAUAUACCUGCUAGAGAACAUUUUGAAGGUUAACCUACUUUUGAAACUGUAGUGUCCAAAAAAGGCUGUGCAGUUGUUACAUUAUUUAGCUUCACCUUGUUUAUUGCAACAUGCCAGGUCAGUGACAGUAGCAGGGUGUGCUAAUCAGCAGAUUGUGUUACUGCGCUGCCUCUUAUUAUUGUGUGCAGGGUAAAUGCAUUCAAUUUCUAUAUAGUAUGCACUUUUCAUGCCAAAUCCUGAUUUGUCUUGUAUCCUUUGAGAACUGACAUCAUUCUUGAAUAUCUUAGCAGAGGGGAUCUGCAAUGUUAAUAUUCUCUAAUAUGGGAAGAGGCUGUCUUUGAUAGCAGAUAGGAUACAGUUUUAAAUGGUGUUCUUUCUGCAAAAGGGUUAUUUCAGAAUGGCAUCCAUCAUGUGACAGGGGUUAAUACUUAUUCAUGCUGUACAAGUGAGUGCACAAAGGCCCAUUGAUUGGGACAAGUGUCUGUCAGGAUACUGUUUACGUUAUGUGACUGCCUCCUUUCUAACAUAUAAAUAUGCUUCCAUUUUCUCAUUUGUACACUCUGCAUCUUAUCCUCAGUCUUCUGGACAGCCAAGCAGAUCAGGAUUUGUGGCUUCCACUCAAUCACUGACAGAAGCAGAAAAAAAAAUGUCCUUCAGUAAAAAGAAAGGGCAAGGAUAUAAAUGUUAGUGUAAUCAUAAAAUAUAAUGUCAUGCAUGUAUUUAUUUCUGGUAAACAUUUGACAAAUGAUAAUGUGUGCUGCAUAAAACUACAAAGAGGUGCUACUGUUAAAGGAUUGCAUGUUGCCUAGAAAUAAGCAGAAAUCCCAAUAUAAUAUAGCUAGAUCAGUCCAGUGGAUUUGUGUGAACAUUUAACUAUAUUCAGUGCAAUGAUUAGUAUAAAGUGAAACAUGAAAGUUGUUUUCCCAACUUGAUAACAAGAUUGAAUUUGCAUGAAAGCACAAAAAGAAAAUGAUCCAAUGUGUUGUAUGCAAGCAAUAGUGCAAUAAUUAAAUGGUCUGUGUUUUCGUGUGUAAAGCCAUACAGAGGUGUCCACAUGUAUUGGUACACUUGCAUUCUGCUCAAAUAAUGAAAAGUGUUUAAAUUAAAAUAUCUUUUAACAUUUUUACAUUGUGCAAUUGUCCACAAUGUAUGGAGCAAAUGCUUGCUUAUUCUAUAUAGACAUUUUGUAAUUACCAGGACAAGACUAUUGAUACCCGUAAGCAGUUACAAUAAAGAAUUAUAGUGAUACUUCUAGCAGACUAUUCUCUUUAUUAGUAAUCGCAAGGUGCAACAGUUUAAAGUUGCACCAUCUGUCGCUGUAUGAAUGAAAGUGGGUUCCAUGGUAGAAGACCUAGGAAGACCCCACUUCUUAAAGAAACACAAAAAAGUCAAAAUGCAUGUGGACAAGCCGCAGUCCUAGGAGAAUGUCCUUUGGACAGACAAUACAAAGUAGAGCUUUUUGGCAAAUCACAACUUCAUGUUUCCAGAAGGAAAAAAGCUUUCAAAGAAAAGACCCCCCCCCCCCCCCCCACCUUGAAGGCUCACUGAUGGUUUGGGUUGCCCUGCUGCAUUUGGCACUGGGUGCCUAGAAUCUGUGGAGGGCAUGUUGAAAUCAGAAGAUUAUCAAGGCAUUCUGGAGUGAAACAUACUGCCCAGCUGUGUCUCAGUUGCAGGUCACGGGUCCUCCAGCAGGAUGACGACCCUGAACAUUCCUCAAAAAGCACCCAAGAAUUGAUAAGAAGAAAACACUGGACCGUUUCAAAGUUGCCUUCUUUGAGUCUAGAUCUGAAUCCCAUUGAGCAUCUGUGGAAGGAGCUGAAACUCUCAGUUGGGAAAAGGCACCUAUCAAACCUAAGAGAACUGGAGCAGUUUCCUCAAGAAGAGGGGCCAACAUCCCAGUCAAAAAGUGUAGAAUUCUUAUUCAGAUCUACAGAAAGUGCUCGAUUGUAGUUAUCUCCAAAGGCUGUGCUACAAAAUAUUAGGUUAAAAGUACCAAUAUUUUGUCCCUGCCAUUCUCAUUUGUUUUAGUGUUUAAAGUUAUAAAUCAAAAGUGGUUUCUAUGCUAUUACGUUUGAAAUAAAGAUUUGUGAAUACCAAA
Molecule: messenger RNA, 11023 nt
Organism: Bombina bombina (fire-bellied toad)
Lineage: Eukaryota; Metazoa; Chordata; Amphibia; Anura; Bombinatoridae
Gene: FARSB
Product: phenylalanyl-tRNA synthetase subunit beta
Exons: 17
Coding region: 85-1845 (586 amino acids)
Biological process (GO): phenylalanyl-tRNA aminoacylation
Cellular component (GO): cytoplasm; phenylalanine-tRNA ligase complex
Molecular function (GO): RNA binding; magnesium ion binding; ATP binding
Source: RefSeq, a predicted model, not a curated record